Messenger RNA from Porites lobata, 3786 nucleotides. Lineage: Eukaryota; Metazoa; Cnidaria; Anthozoa; Scleractinia; Poritidae. The record is from the annotation of a GenBank genome assembly.
AUGGCACAUGGCUUUUUUUUCGACCUUCUUUUUGGAUGCGUUCUUGAAGAAACGCAUGGAACUACCUAUUCGCCAGAAGUCGUACGUGAGGUGCUGAAGGAAGGCAGAAGCUUUAAUAUCAAGGUUCUUUAAUGUCAUUGAAUUGUACGUAAUUAAAAGUUGAUGAAAAAUAAAGUUUAACAAACGAAAGGUUUAUCAUCAACUUGUUUGUUUGUUUAUUUUUUUUGUUGUUCAAUUAAACUAGCACUAAAAAAAUUAAGUUAAGUUAGAUUAUGUUGUAACGGCGUUGCUUUUCAGGAAAAAAAAAUAAAGUGUGACCAACACAAUGCUGCUUCACCAUUGUCUUUUUUCUUUAAACCGAUAAUAAAUAAUUUAAACAGUUUCUUUUCAGGAACAUCAGAAGUCGUCUUUUUAAUCUUGUUUUGCUCGAACAUCGCCGCCUCAAAGACGUCUUUUUGGGCGCGCCCUCUGAAGACCGACUACAGCCACGUAUUCUCUCUAGAAGCUCAUUUGAAAGUACUUCUGGCUGCGUUCCUGAAGAAACGCAUAUCGACGCUUAUUACGACUGGAAAACAUCUCAAGUUCUAAAGGUAAGACAGAUUUUUUUAUGCUCUGACUGUUAGAUUAUCUCUUUGGGUUUCAGAUUUAGAGCACGAAGUCAGCGUUCGACAGCAGCGUCUAAGAGGUAACGAGGAACAAAACGGAAUGUGAGUACGUUCAAUCUGAUUGUGCUGAUACAGGCAUUUAUCCUCUGAUAAUACAAGAAUUUAUUCGUUCACUCCUUAGUGGGAUUCAAACCCACAACAUUUGUUUAUUUAAUGGUGCUCCUAGAGUAUCAAAGAAUAACAUUUUCAAGACUUGCAAUCCCAAACGAUGCUGAUUGAAUUCGAAUCGAUUACAGUAGUCUAGCAGACUAUUCCAAGGCCUUUUAAAGGAAAUGGAGUCUGCAAUUAGUUUCCAAGUGCGCAACAAAGCCAGUGUUUUGAUGUUACUGAUUCUUUUUUAAGAAAUAUUUGAUUUAGGUGGAAGAGCUUCAGCCGUGAUAUGGCCCAUCAGCAGUCAUGUGCAACCUGUAAGUACCAGAAUAUAGUAAACCCUUCGUCUUCAAGAGGAUAAACAAGCUUACCCAAACAGGGUCGUUCAAGAAAAGAGCUUUGAAGUCAGUUGUGCUCCUACUUCAUCAAAAGUCUUAUCUUUGUAGGUAAAUACUAUUUUCCAGUGGGAUUCCAACCCAUGAACAUUGCUUCAUCAGUAAGCAAAUCUACAUGUCUUGAAAUGUUAAUGAGAUUCAAACACCAAGGUGUCUGAGAGAAGCUGCAUACUUUAAAGUUCAUUUGCAACUACCAUGUUAAAACUGUUGCUUUGAUAAUCUGUUUCAAGAAGCUUUUUGUUCAGGUCUGUGCAAUCCCAGAAGUUGUUUCCAACCCGCAGUCGUUGCCGGCCCAUUGACAUCGGGAUUUGAACACGUGACCCUAGCUACCAGAAUAGAGGCAAGUACUGGAAAGGUAAAAUAUGUUUAUGCAAAUAUUCUGAAAGAAAAUGAAAAACCCUUUGAAUAUCAUUUCACGCCAUGACUUUCGCUCUAAUAAUCAUCGUAUUCGAAGCUCUGCGAGAUAAUUAAAUGUCACGUUUAAAUGGAAUACCGUGAAAUCCAGGAGAUCAUAUCUGAAACAGCGGUUUGGCUACCGCGUAGACGGACCAAAACUCAAAGGAGGAACGUCCAAGGAUUAAAAGGGAUUCGUGACAGAAUUAAUUUUUAAAAAACAUGGGAAAACUUUUGCUUGCUUUCUUAAUCCAUGUUCUUGAGAAACUUUCAGUUAGGUUAGAAAAUUGCUGAUAGAAGUCGGCGAGCUGAAAAGCAAUCCGGAAGUCUCUCUGUAACUAUCACACAGAAAGUGAUUUGAACGAACCACCUGGCAGAUCACAGGUAAGUACAGAAACAUUUCUUUGAUAAGCUAAAAACCUCGUUCUUAAGAUCUAUUUUAUAUAGAUCCAGAAGAUUUCAGGUGCGCCUCAUCAAGCCUGCAUGCAGCAAGUGACUCGAAAAUUAUGUGAAGGAGCCUGCGUAACUCGACAAGAGGCAAGUAUAAUCUUUCUCCAUAUUUGCAAAGGAUAGACUUGAAAGAAAUUAGGUUCGGAUCCAAACCGUGCUGAAAGUUUUUUAAUGGAAUUAAAUGAACUAAACAUACACUAAAACUGCAAUGAUGAAGGAGUAAAAGUGCUUAGCUAAACCUUUAUUCUGGCCGAAGUUUUACUACAUAUCCUUGCCGUCCCAAGGCUUUUUUUCUAGCCAGAUUUAGGGGCAGUCUGACGAGGCACAGUCAGGGGAAGAUGCAGGAUUUUUCUCAGGAGGGGUGGAACCACAAAGGAAUGGCGUAACUGACUGGUGACGUAAACAAACUUUAAUACAGAAUACCAGUUGUAUUAAAAAGCUGCAGGUCAUCUCGGGGGGUACACCCUCCCCCUAGACCCCCCUGACAGUCAUGAAAGUCAUGAGUAGAGGGUUAGAUAAAUGGCUGACACCUAUUGCAUUGAUUAUGAUGAUUAUCUUGCUGAUGACAAUGACGAUGAUGAGGAAGACGGCAAUAAUGGAAAUUCCAUGUCUUUCUACAAUGGGUGAAAACGUCCAUUGAAACUUAACUAAUUUAGACGUCAUCCAAAUCCAGCUACAUUAACUAAUCCAUAUAACUGUAACUGACACAACAGCAAGACAAAAGCGACUGAGUUUUCCCGAUACUUCAGAUGGUCUAGGUGUUCUUCUCGGAGAAUUUUAAGGCCAGUAGGGAUAACUACAUUUGAAAUGAUCAAAUGCAGGUGGCCAGGAGCCGAUCGGCUCCUAAGGUGGCCUAAUUGGAAUCACGAAAUUAAAGAAACGAAAAAGGUCAAAAGAGGAAAUAAAUGUAGGAGAAUGGAGCAAAAAAGAAUUUAAAAUGAAAAAUGAAUAAAAAAAGAAAAAUAAAUAGAUAAAUAGUGAUAAAAAUAAUAAACAAUAACAUAUCCUAUAAUAAUGAAACUAAAUAUAAAGAAAUUCAAAUGAAUAAUAAUAAGGAUAUUAAUAAUGAUCACGAUAAUGAUAAUAACAAUAGGAAAGGAUUUAACAAGCAGCUGCAAAAAAAUACUAGACUGAUCUUUGAAAACGUAACUUAGCAGAGUCACGUUUCAAAAAUUCAGCUAGAAGUACAACGCUUCCCCUUUCCUAUUACAAUCAUUAUAUACGAUCAUUAUUAUAAUUUUUAUUAUUAUUAUUAUUUGAAAUUUAUUUUAUUAACUCAACGUUAUCAAAACCCAAGUUCAUUAUUGUUACAUUCUUUAAAUUUAUUUACUUUUUUGACCUUUUUUUGUCCUUGUUCUUUUGUCAUUAUUUUCAAUUUUUUAUCCCUACUGACCUGUUAUAUUUUCUAAGUUUUAGACAAAUUUGUCAAAUUUCUAACUGUGCUGUUUUCAUACUAUAUAAUCACGUCAACCUGACUAUCGGAUAUAUCUGGAAACACAAUGGAGCUUUUGUCUUUGCUGUUUUGUUAUUACAGCUUAUUAAACACACGGACCAAAUGAAGAAGUGUGGGGGGGUGGAGGGUAGUAAGCUUUGAUAAUAAUUAUGUUCAUUUAAACGUGUGGUCUUGACUUGGUCUUGAGAGAUUUAGAAGCAGUGAACGUGGACAGGCUAAGCAGUCUGAAGUGGCAUUGCGAUGUGAAGAGAGCUUGACGACUGAUGCAUGUUACAUUGAUGAUGAUGAUGACGAGGACGAUGAUGAUGAUAAUGAUGCUGACUUAUGCCGACAAAGAUGA